Molecule: messenger RNA, 3740 nt
Organism: Budorcas taxicolor (takin)
Lineage: Eukaryota; Metazoa; Chordata; Mammalia; Artiodactyla; Bovidae
Gene: LRRC24
Product: leucine rich repeat containing 24
Exons: 4
Coding region: 1850-3700 (616 amino acids)
Molecular function (GO): protein binding
Source: RefSeq, a predicted model, not a curated record
GUCAGCGGGCGUGGGGCGGGAUCAGGGCCCAUCCUGGCUCUGUCUCUGUCGACUACCAAGAAGGGCGUGCGACCUAACGGGGACCACGCCCUGCCCUGAACCUGCCCUGGACAGACCGCGCCGAAGGGGAUGCAGGGGGCCCAUCGGGCCUCGCACUGCGGAGAAGAGCGAAGCAGGGCUUCCUCCAUUAUCCCUUCACUCACCCCUCCUCGCACAGAUGGGCCCCCUGGAGACUGACAGCUGUUGCCAAAUCCAGUAUGUUACACCCCACCUCCUACCCAGUCAGAUUAGGAGAGUUUCGGCUGGGUUAAAGUAUUUCUGAGCUAGCCUCCCCUGCUCUUCCUGCUUGAGUCCUCAACCAUGCCCAGGCCAGCUCUUCCACACGUAUCAGCAUCUAGGGGGUGUCCACGUGAGCAGCAAUCCUCUUAAGUCCUUAAGAAGAGGCCAAGAAUCUUCUCUGAGAGGCCUUGCCGCUGAAAGCUGGGUGGGCACUCUAGGCCAGCCCUUUUGCUGAGGGAAGUGGGUCCCAGGGGCUAAGAAUGCUCCCCAACUUCUUGGGGUUCACACACAUUCUGAGACACCUGGGAAUUGCUUCUGCCUAGACCAAAGCAAUUACAUUAAAACUUUCACUGUGCCUUCUUCUCUUCAGUAAUUUUAAAUAACCAUGUGAGUUAAAUUUAGAGCAAGAUUUAAACACCAAGGCCACUUGGUAACUUUCCAGAGGACACACUCCUCCUAGUAGACCUGGUGAACAGGCAGGUGUUCAGAGCAGAGACCAUUUGAAGUGGAGGCUAGCUGAUGGCACACCUCAGCCCCACCAUCCAACUGGACUCGUUGUGCUUUGAACUGGACUCAUUGUGCCUUGAAGGAGACUCAGGUCUUCUCUUUCUAGGAUCACAGCUGCAUGUGUAUAAACCCCAAAACAAAACACUACACACUCCUUCAAAGUCCAGGAGAUAUCUGAGCACAGAACCUACUUGGCAAACUACACUAGAAACUCAGUUGGUGACCCAAGGUUCCUUCUUUCACAGCCCAGUCAUCCCAAGGACCCACCUACCCCCAAAGAUGGAUGCAUCUUUCUAAGAGUCAGCAUGGAGAACACAGGCCCCACAGCUGAACUGGCUUUCCUAUUUGCCUCAUCCUCCAAUUCCCUAGCAAGUUCCCUGAGAAAAAGCUCUAAUUAUAGCUAAGCUGUUCUACCCACUCCCACCCCAAGUAGGGCAGGGCCAGAGCCUGGACAAAAGUAUGCCUCCAUUUUCCUGGGGCUGCUGCUCCCCCCACCCCCCUGCCCCUGCCCCCCGCAGAGACCAGUUGUGCCCGUGUCCUCAAGUCACAACAGGAAAAUCCGAGUGUUAGGGACACAGCAUGAGUUCUAGGGAUAAAAAUGACAAGAGUAAAUUCUAGAUCAAAAUUAGGUGAGGACAAGGACAAACACUAGCAGCAGGGAGACUUGUGCCCUGUCCUGAGGUUAUGCAAAGGACCCCUGAUCUGGGCUCUGUAUCUUGAGGUCUCAUGCCAGUGCUCAAGGGUGAGUUCAUGCACACCAGGGGAUGUGUCUGCUCAGAGCCUUCCCUUCUAGUCCAUGCUUUGGUGACUGACCCUGAACUCUACCCACGGGUUCCCAAGCCCAUGGCAGCCUCUUGCACCUAAGCUCCAAGGAGUGGCUGGAUGUUGGGUUGUAGAGGGCACUUCAGUCCAUGUGUCCACGUGCAUGAGCAAGAAACCCUUCAGUACCAGGCAGAUGGGGGAUGGGGAGAGAAAAGUGUUGGGGUGGUAUAGGCUUCCCUCCUGCGGCCUGUGUGUGUGUGGCGAGACUCUGAAGACAAGAGAAAUUCUAAAUUGAAACCUGAUGCUCCAGAUCUUUGACUUUUUUUUUUUUAAGCUUUUUAUAAAGGAAAGCAAUGAAAUUUUAUUUUACUACGUUCUUACACCUAUUUCAAGCUUCAAAACUCAGACACCGUGUGUGCCUCCGUUCAUGCUUUUCCCUGGCUCUCAAAUGUUAGGGACAGGCCUGCCAACCUGUGUUUCAGGAGUUGCAUCCCAUCGGGGCCAGACUGUAGAGAGGCUGCUGGAAAGGCUGCAGGUUUGUGGCCUGCAGCCGGUCCCGCGGGAGAUGGCCCCAGGGGCGCCUGCACUGCUGCUAUUGUCGCUGCUGUCACUGCCGGGUCUCCCGCCUCGCGCUGCCGCCUGCCCCGCCGCCUGCCGCUGCUACAGCGCCACGGUGGAGUGCGGUGCUCUGCGACUGCGCGUGGUCCCUCCUGGAAUCCCACCCGGGACGCAGACGCUGUUCCUGCAGGACAAUAGCAUCGCGCGCUUGGAGCCCGGCAUCCUGGCGCCCCUUGCCUCCCUGCGCCAUCUCUACCUGCACAACAACAGCCUACACGCCCUGGAGUCGGGCGCCUUCCGCGCGCAGUCGCGCCUGCUGGAACUGGCGCUCACUGGCAACCGGCUGCGCGGCUUGCGCGUCGGCGCUUUCGCAGGCCUGGCCCAACUGCGCGUGCUCUACCUAGCUGGGAACCAGCUGGUACAGCUGCUGGAUUUCACUUUCCUACACUUGCAGCGACUGCAGGAGCUACACCUGCAGGACAACAGCAUUGAGCUGCUGGAGGACCAGGCUCUGGCUGGGCUCUCCUCACUGGCACUGCUGGACCUCAGCAGGAACCAGCUGGGCACCAUCAGCCGGGAGGCCCUGCAGCCACUGGCCAGCCUGCAGGUCCUGCGCCUCACAGGCUGUGUUCCAGAGCCACCCCUGAGCUACAUGCCUGCUGCUGCUCCGCCUACAGAGAACCCAUGGCGCUGUGACUGUGCCCUGCACUGGCUGGGAGCCUGGAUCAAGGAGGGAGGCCAGCGACUACUCAGCUCCAGGGACAAGAAGAUCCUGUGUGCAGAGCCCCCGCGCCUGGCACUUCAGAGUCUUCUGGAAGUAUCUGGAAGUAGCCUCAUCUGCAUCCCACCGUCUGUGCACGUGGAGCCGCUGGAGGUGACAGCCAACCUGGGUGAGGACCUGCGGGUGGCCUGCCAGGCUUCAGGCUACCCGCAGCCCCUGGUGACCUGGAGAAAGGUGGCGCAGCCUCGCGAGGGUGCGCCUCGCGCCCAGGCCCAGCCGGAAGUUGGGUGGCGGGGCCCAGGAGGUCUCGGGGCCUCCGACACCGGCAGCGGCAUGCUCUUCCUCACCAACAUCACCCUGGCCCACGCCGGAAAGUACGAGUGUGAGGCCUCCAACGCCGGCGGCGCCGCCCGCGUUCCCUUCCAGCUCUUGGUCAACGUGUCCCGGCAGCAGCAGCUGGCGCCCGCGCCGCCCCCAGCCGGCGGCCCAGUCAGCCAUGAGCCCCUGCCCGAGACGGGCAGCAUGGCCUUCCGUGCCCUUGGCCUGGCCACACAGACGGCUAUCGCGGCUGCCAUCGCGCUCCUGGCGCUCACGGCUCUGUUACUGGCGACCAUGAUCUGCCGCCGGCGGCGCAGGCGUAAAAAGGCGCCGGGGCCUUCAGGGGAGGGAGCGCUCUUCGUCAACGACUACUCAGACGGGCCCUGCACCUUCGCGCAGCUCGAGGAGCUCCGCGACGAGCGGGGCCACGAGAUGUUCGUCAUCGACCGCUCCAAGCCGCUCUUCGCCGAGAGCGCGGCGGAAGCUGCUGAAGCGCCUGGAGUCGCGCAGGGACUUCCACUGCAGCCCCCCUCCGCCUACGAGAUCCACUGCUGAGGGGCGGGGCGCGGGCUGAUGACGUGGGUACCGCGGAUUG